CAGGACGCGAGAGACCUGACUCCUGCGGACCAUCAUGGCUCAGUUCACAACGACGGUUCUGGCAAUCCUUCUUGGAACCAUGGUCCAGCGCAGCCACCAAGGGUUCCUGAGUGGAGGCAUCGACCGAGGCAACAACAAUGGCAAUCAGAUUGGAGGCCAGGGCCCGCCUCCCCACAGCUUGAUGGAGGCCCUCCAGGAAAGCGGGGGAUUCCGAGUGUCCGGCCCUUACCAGGUUUCGGCGACGCCGUUACAGAUGCCUUCGGGCUCUUUUCCGGGACCUACGCCUUUCCAGGGUGGCCAGGGAGGAUUUCACGGAAACAGAAACCAGGAAGGGAACAAUGGAAAGUUUGGAGACUCAGGAGGUGGUUUCCAAGGAAACGGAAACUACCCCAGGAACGGUGACAACUUCCAGGGCCCUCGGGGUUUUCAAGGCCUAGGAAACUUCCAGAGCCCAGGAAACUUCCAGGGCUCCGGAAGUUAUCAGAGCGCCGGAAGCUUUCAAGGGCCAACUGGCUUCCAGGGACACUCUAACUUCCCGGGACAGUCAAACUUCCAGGGGCAUUCCAACUUCCAAGGAGGACAUUCCAACUUCCAGGGACACUCUAACUUCCCGGGACAAUCCAACUUCCAGGGACACUCUAACUUUCCAGGACAAUCCAACUUCCAGGGGCAAUCUAAGCCUUCUAACUACCAGGGGCAGUCUAACUUCCAGGGACAAGGCAACAACUUCCAAACACAAGGUGGAGUUGGCGGUCCUCAGGGCGGCUUUGCCGGUGCUCAGCGAGGCUUUCAGGGCGGCCUCGGUGGACCCUUGGGGCUCCGUAGCCAGUUCGGUCCUUCUCCUCCUCCGCGCACUCCCGAAGCCCCGCAUGUGUCAAUUCAGCCGGCGAGUGUGAAAGUGGUGUACGUGCCUGUGGUCUCUACAAGCAUCAAGGCUUCUAGCCUCAGCAAACUGACCGGUGAGCAUGCCCCAGGGAAGGAUAGCACCAGCUCCUACUUCACGGGAAGCGGCGCACAGUCGGGACCGUCUCAGCAGGAGGUCACCAAGCCAUCGUCGUAUGCAGCCGGUACUGGUUCCUACGGAGCCAAAUCAGUGGGAACGGGCAAGCCCCAUGGUCACACGAAUGGCGGCCACGCCACGAUACCCAUUAUAAUCAUUCAGAAGGAGCAGCACCAUGGCGCGAAGAGCGUGCAGCCAGGUUCUUACCAGACACAGACGUCGCAGGUCUCCCAGAGCCAGCAGGGCUCCCUGAGCCAGCAAGGCUUGACGUCAAACGGAGACUUUCCCAAGCCGAGUUACGGCCUAAACAACAGGACGCCUACAGAGACACAACAGCAUCAGCCACGAGGUCACCAAGAACACCACCAGCGCCAGCAAACUCACCACCGUCAGGAGCAGCAAAACCACCACCAGCAACAGCAACAUCAUCAGCAAGUGGCUCCGCAACAACAUCAGCAACAGGUGGCGCAGCGCCCAUCCGACCACAGUCACGACUCAGCUGCUCGCAACACUCAUGGAGGGACGGGGGCGGUGAUACCAGUCAUCAUAAUCCAGAAGACACUACAGACGGCCGGUCGGCAGCAGCACUCGCAUCAUCAGCAUCACUCCGGAGGUUACAAUGUGCCAGCAGCGCCACCGCCGGUCCGCGGACCCACGGCCUGGAGUCCGUGGAGGUAGGCGGAGCCUUUCGAGCUGCACCACCGGUUAGACACACUUCAUCCACCCUUCUC
Dermacentor silvarum is the source of this 1731-nucleotide messenger RNA. Its product is annotated as collagen alpha-2(I) chain-like. The coding region runs from base 35 to 1678 and encodes 547 amino acids. The record is from RefSeq and is a predicted model, not a curated record. The transcript is spliced from 2 exons. Lineage: Eukaryota; Metazoa; Arthropoda; Arachnida; Ixodida; Ixodidae.